Messenger RNA from Paracoccidioides brasiliensis Pb18, 1110 nucleotides. Its product is annotated as phosphatidylglycerol phospholipase. Gene Ontology annotation, molecular function: phosphoric diester hydrolase activity. Gene Ontology annotation, biological process: lipid metabolic process. Bases 1 to 1110 code for a protein of 369 amino acids. The record is from RefSeq and is a predicted model, not a curated record. The transcript is spliced from 5 exons.
AUGGGUAGAGAAACGGCAAUCUUCGAAGAUGUCACGGCAACGCUCGACUACAGCGUUGGAGGUUGCAUUUCGACUACACACCCAGCGCAGCCAUUAGAACCCAGAAGCCAUUUUCCUAAGUCAUCAUGGGCCAAUCCUGGCUACAACAAGGAUGGAACACGAGGCGUGCCAUUAACCGUUGCCCACCGGGGCUUCAAAGCCAAGUACCCCGAAAACACCAUGUGCGCGUUUUCACAUGCUGUCAAAGUUGGUGCGCAGGGCCUGGAGGCUGAUAUGCACAUUUCAAAGGAUGGUGUAGUUGUCAUUUCUCACGACGCAACCCUACAACGAUGCUAUGGUGUUAGAAAACGAAUUAUCGAUUGUGAUUGGGAAUAUCUUAGCACUUUACGCACGAUAAAACCACCCUUCGAACCCAUGCCACGACUGCUCCACUUGUUGCAGUACAUUGCUGUGCCAGAGCGUUCACAUGUGUGGCUUUUGCUAGAUAUAAAACUCGAUAAUGAUCCUGAGACCAUCAUGCGUGCGAUUGCCAAAGCAGUACUCUCCAUUCCUUCUGUACAUCGGCCGUGGAAUGAGAGGAUAAUUCUUGGUUGCUGGGCGGCCAAAUACCUUCCACUCUGCCAUAAAUAUCUCCCGACAUAUCCUGUGGCUCUAAUCACCUAUUCACUACUCUAUGCUCGAAAAUUUCUCAAAGUCCCUAACAUCUCUUUCAGCAUCGAACUAAAAGCCCUAGUGGGUCCAGGGGGCGCAAAGUUCCUAGCCGACGUGAAGCACUCCCAGCGCCAAAUAUUCGUCUGGACGGUGAACGAAGAGUCGUUGAUGCGAUGGAGUGUAAGAAAUGAAGUUGACGGCGUUAUUACCGAUAAUCCAGAAUUAUCAAGGAAAAUAUCCGAUGGAUGUGAAGGGGAUCGGCUUCACUACGGCGGAUAUAUAAGCAGUUUCCAUGACAGUGGUGAUGACGGAAUUACUGUUCUUCAACGUGUCAAUGUGUUGGUGGCGGCUGUUAUAUUGUUUGUUCUGGGCGGCGUGUUUGCCAUUAUUCAUCCGGUGGAUCUGAAGGAAUUCGCUGAGGAACCAUAUGAAGAGUAUGACAGAUGGGAGGAGCUGUGA